GUCGUUGAACAUGACAAGCAAAAGCUAAAAGCCAAAACAGAGGCAGACUUGUCACUACACGGGUCUCAAUUCUGCAGAUGAAACUGUCCUCCUCCUAUAGUUGAACACUUGAAAGAAUGCCGACUUCUUUAUGGUCUCUGAACAUGAUGUUAUCAAGAUUUUUCAUGGAUCUCUCAACUUACCUCCGGGUUGACUCCCUGGCCGCAUGUUUGACAGAGGAAUGGAAAGGAGUGUAAUACUGAGGAAAUAUUUUCUUGUGUUUUGAUUUCUUUUUGAAAUUCCUUCCAAGAGCAAAUAAUCAUAAAUGCCUGUUUGACCAAAGGUCAUUCAGGAAGAUUAUAUCAGGCUCACCUGUGUGUGAAAAUGUUCCACUUAAUCAUCUUCACUACAGUCUGGUGCAUAAAAAAUUUAAGUGGCAUUGCUCUUAAACUGGUGCAUGCAUAUUUCCCUGGUGUGUUGCAGGAUCGUUCAUUAGCAGCUUUGUGUUAGACUGAAUUUACUUCACGUGGUGUUUGCGCUGACUUUUUGUUCAUUUCCAUGAGCUGUUUUUGCUUGAAGAAGAUUAAAAAAAGGGCAGAGCACGAACAGUACAUGGUUCUUUCUUCACAGACAUGGUUCAGUGUGAAUGAAGUGGAGGCCUUGGUUGACUUGUUUAAGAAACUAAGCAGUUCAAUUGUCGAUGAUGGCCUUAUUCACAAGGAGGAGUUCCGACUCGCACUUUUCCAAAACAGCAGGAAAGAGAAUCUAUUUGCAGACAGGGUGUUUGAUCUGUUUGAUAUUAAUCGUAAUGGAGCAAUUGACUUUGAAGAAUUUGUGCGGUCACUGAGCAUCUUUCAUCCAAAUGCUCCAACAGAGUUGAAGAUUGCAUUUGCAUUUAAGUUGUUUGAUCUUCGGAAGACUGGAUACAUUGAGCGUGAUGAGUUGAAGGAGAUGGUCCUGGCUAUUCUGGCUGAAUCAGAUCUAACAGUUUCAGAUGAUAUCGCAGAAGCAAUUGUGGAUAAGACCUUAAAGGAAGCAGACUCGAAAGGAGAUGGAAAGAUCGAUGAAGAGGAGUGGAGAGAACUUGUAGCAAAGUAUCCAUCUCUUCUGAAGAUGAUGACUGUUCAAUGUCUAAGGGAUGUAACCAUGUCCUUCACCAACUUUAUUCUUAACACCCAGCUGGAAGAAGACGACUGCUAAUAAAAGGCAAUGAACGUGCCUGGUGGAUUGCUGAUAGAGAAUUAAUAUGUUUAAAUUUGAAACCAAAACUAACUUGAACUGAAAUUUAGAUCCUUUGCAAUUAUAGAAAUAACACCAUAGAAUAUAUAGUUAUAAUACUAAACAAAAAUAACACCGUGGGAUUAAAUUGUGCUACCAAUAUGAAAACCUUGUUGAUAAGUGAUUUGUUCCCUAAUAAGCGCUCAGACUCAACUCACCUAAACUUUUUUUCAAGAAAAAGAGAUAAUAUAUAGUUAUAAUUUUUUUUCCCUCCCUACGAAUGUACAGCUGCAUACUCUUCAAAAGUUCUAAAUUAUUGGUUUUCAACCUGUCAUAUCAAUAA
Prosopis cineraria is the source of this 1540-nucleotide messenger RNA. Its product is annotated as calcineurin B-like protein 7. Gene Ontology annotation, molecular function: kinase binding; calcium ion binding. Bases 538 to 1179 code for a protein of 213 amino acids. Gene Ontology annotation, biological process: calcium-mediated signaling. The transcript has 9 exons. Lineage: Eukaryota; Viridiplantae; Streptophyta; Magnoliopsida; Fabales; Fabaceae. The record is from RefSeq and is a predicted model, not a curated record.